Messenger RNA from Trichosurus vulpecula (common brushtail), 3014 nucleotides. RefSeq names its product armadillo repeat containing 10 (gene ARMC10). Gene Ontology annotation, cellular component: mitochondrion. NCBI's taxonomy places the organism in Eukaryota, Metazoa, Chordata, Mammalia, Diprotodontia, Phalangeridae. The coding region runs from base 114 to 1115 and encodes 333 amino acids. The transcript has 6 exons. The record is from RefSeq and is a predicted model, not a curated record.
GACAACGCGCUCACACGUGCUCUAGCUGGGGUGCACGCUGCUGGGACCCUCGGCCCUAAUUCCCAGGGAGUAACUUCGCACCCUGGGCAGUAACCGGGCCCCGAGGGGACAGCAUGGGCAAAGCCCAGGAGGCCGGCUGGGUGGCGGGCCUGGUGCUCGGGGCCAGCGCUUGUUACUGCGUUUACCGACUGACCUGGGGGAAAGAAAUGAGCAGGAAGACUGCGGCUGCGGGCGAGAGCCGAGGCUGCCCCGCGGGGCCGGGGAGGACGCUCCCCCAGCGGGGCUCCGGACUCCGCGUCACGUCUAGCCCCUCCCCUCCAGCAGAGAAUGACUGUACCAAAUCAUCUAGUAUACUGGAUGCUCAGCAUCUUAAAAAACUCAUUUGCUUGCUAGAGUCGACUGAGGAUCCUUUAAUUCGUGAAAGAGCUUUGAUUACACUGGGUAACAGUGCUGCUUUUUCAGUCAGUCAAGAUAUUAUUCGUAAUUUGGAUGGUCUCUUAGUUAUUGGAAACAUACUGAAAGAUCCCAACCCCAAAAUUAAAGAGAAGGCUUUAAACGCACUAAAUAACUUAAGUAUGAAUAUUCAGAAUCAGAAGGAAAUUAAGGUAUUCCUCAGCCAAGUCUGUGAGGAGACAUUCUCAUCUCCCUUGAAUUCAGAUCUACAGUUGGCUGGCCUGAGAUUGUUAACAAACAUGACAGUCACCAAUGACUAUCAGCACUUAAUUGCCAAUUCAAUUUCAGGCCUCUUUGAUUUGUUAUCUGUGGGAAAUGAAAACACCAAGAUUCAGACUUUAAAAGUGCUUUUGAAUUUGUCAGCAAAUCCAGCCAUGACAAAAGAACUUCUCAAUGUACAGGUGCCAUCAUCACUGAUUUUCCUCCUUGAUGGAAACAUGGAGAAGGAAAUUCUUCUUCGUGUCCUUACACUCUUUGCAAAUUUAAAAGACAGUAUAAAGCAGAAAGACAACGCAUUUGCCCAGCAUCAGUUUAAUAACACUUCUCUUUUCUUUUUACUAUAUGGAGAAUCUACAGAGUGUACCGAGAAACUGCUAUCCUUAUCAUGUCACCAUGAUGUCGAUGUGAAAGAGAAAGUUGCAAAAAUACUUACUAUACUUUGAUUGGCCUUGUAUUUAAAAACAAAACAAAACACUGUGAGGAAUAACUCAGUGUUGCAGUCUGUGAGCAAGACAAGUGGUUUUGACCUGUUGCCAUAUUUGGGACUCUCACUCCUUAAUUACAGUGGUGGCUGUAGAGCCUUGGGGCAGAGAGAGAAAAUUCAUUUAGGAAUGUUGUUCCUGUUGGCAAAAAUAAAACUAAGGUUCUGAUUGGCUGUUUGCUUGUAUAGUCUCUUUGCCAUUUAUAGUAACCAAGGGAAAGAAGUAGAAUCUAUGAAGAUUUCCAGGAUUUCUUAUAACUUUGAGCAGUAAAAUGAAACUAGAAGGAUGGGAUCCACCAAUCAGAGUAUGCACUGAAGCAAGGAACCUGAAGAUAUCUGGAAAAUCCUUUGUGACUUUCUGGUCUGGUGGCUGGUUGUUGUCCUUCAUUCUUGAAAAGUACCAAAACGAUGUCACUGUGUUAGAGUCAAUUUAAAAUAUAUCUGAUUGUGGCUGAUCAGACCAAUCUGAGCUCAGAAUGCUCUGCUGCAGGUCAGGCACAAAUAAUCUACGUGAACAUUUGGAAUGGAUUGUUCAAAUCUGUGCAUCUCACGUUUCUUUUGAGCUAUUUAUUCUGCUUUGCUCAUAGAGCAUAACACCUUUUCUGAUGAGGGCAUGCCAUGGUAGGUGGUCCUAUGCCAGUGUCUCCCAUGUCACACAGUGAAUUCCAAAAUUCCUAAGGACAGACCUUGAGAGUUUGGUCUAAGACACUAAUGAAGCCCUUGAGGACUCCAUUCCUGGAGAGCUAAUUCAGAUUCAUCUACUCUUGAUAGUGUGGCAUGAGAUUAUUACCCAAAGAGAAAUCUGUUAUGAUUUUACACUUGAAUCCUCGAAAAAUUGAAAAAAUUAUCGUGAGCUAAAAUGUCCAAGUUUGUUAAAAUAUCCUUAAUUCAAAUGAUUGAGAAUUUUCUGGUUGGCUUUGAGUUCAAGUGAACAGUACAGAACUUAAGAAUCAGGGAAUUUUGAUGUGUGAAAGCUACAGAGUAAUGUUUAAAAAUAUAUCACAAUGUUUAAAAUUUAAAUAGCUUUCAUAAAAUCAACAAAAUAAAGUCACUUUAACUAAUGUGCAAAAUAAAUGUGACCAGUAAUUUGUGUGAUGUUUUAUUCUCAAAGUGAAUAAAAUCACCCCUUUGUGUCUAGUCCCUGCAGUAUUUUGCUUUAUUGUAACACAACCUAAGAAUAGUCUUAAUCUAUAUCUAGCAUAUACCUGGAUUCCAGUGUCUUCCACUAUCAGGAUUUGAAAUUGAGAUGAAUCACUUAACCUGUCUGACAAACCUCAUUUGCAAAAUAGGGAUAAAUUCAUUCCAAUCUCCCCAGGGUUAUUUUAAGAAUCGAAUCAAUUAAUAGAUGUGAAGUUACUUUAAAAGUACCCUACCAAUACAUGGGACUUGAAAGAACACCAACGGGAAUCAGAGGACCUGAGUACCAUCCCUGCUCUUCCAUCUGCUCCCUGUUUGAUCUUAGGCAAGUCACUAAAGCCUCAGUUUCCUCAUCUGAAAAGCAGAGGCUGGAUCUGUAAGGGCCCUUCCAGCUCCAUAUCUAGGGUCUUACUGUUGGACUAGGACAGGAAAAUUGGUUCAGUUAACAGCAAGUCGUCUUCUGUCUGAUAAAUGGAUUUUUCUAAGUAUGUACUAUGUGCUUUCAUUUUGGGGUAUGCUGUUUUAAUGAAUUGUGCUUUUUAAGCACAGGACUCUAAAGUGAUUAUUUCAGUAUUAUUUUAGAGUGACUGUUAUUACUAACAUUUGUAUUAUGCAUAACUCACUUUUUGUCUUAUAAAAAGACAUUUUUGUUUAGUAAAGGUUAUUAUAAGGUAUAUUAAAUGACACUGGAGAAAUCUCAACCAAAUAAACUUUUCGUGGCUCA